GAGAGAGAGAGAGAGAGAGAGAUUAGUGCUAGAAAGAUCCCAACAUUAAACAUUUAAUUCGUUUUCGUUGUGUCUAAUCUUGCCCGCUACUGGCGAAGCAGUCCUCUCACUCAGUCAGUGCUGCAGGUACAGAGAUAUUGCUUUGCUUUUUGGCUUCCACAUUUACAAUUACAUGUCUUCAAGCACCACGCGAGAGAGAGAGAGAGAGAGAGAGAGAGGAGAGAGACCCUUCUGCUCAAACCAAAACUCUGAAAUCUGAAUCGUUUCUUCCCCAAGAGAGACGGAGAGGUUUUGAUUAGGGACCCAUAUCUUGUUCUUGCCCACAGAUUCUACAAAACCCAAAAGUGCUUCUUCUCCAGUCACUUGUGAAAAAAGCAAGAAAGCUUCGUCUCUGAUCUGGGUUUUCAGCAUCCUCUGUUUCUUGAGCUCCUUCAGCAAUUUUUCCUCGAAUGCGGUGGAAAGAUUCAAACUUUCUCGGAAAAUUGGAUUCCGUCUCGGUUUUGGGAUCUGGGUUCGUUUGCUUUUCUGGUUAAGAUGAUGGAACAUGUGUGCAAGCUCUGCAAAAAAAGCUUUGUGAGCGGCAGGGUCUUGGGAGGUCACAUGAGGUGCCAUGGAGCAAGAAAAUCUGCUAAAACAGAGAAAAUGAUCGAAAUGUGCAGGGUGGAUUUUGAGGUUGAAGACGAUGAUCACGCUGGUUAUGGAUUACGAAGGAACCCGAAAAAGUCCUGGAAGUUUUCAGGGGACUCGAAGUUUAAAGCUUCUGCAGGGGAUGAGACCGUCUGCAGGUGCAGGGUUUGUGGCAAAGGGUUUGAUUCGAUGAGGGCGAUGUUCGGGCACAUGAGGCAUCACUCGGGGAGGGAGAGGAAGGAGACGCGGUCUUGCGAAGUUUGCUGUAAAGGAUUUGAAUCGUUGAGAGCUUUAGCUACUCAUAGCAGAUGCCACUCGGAAAGGAUGAGGGGAACUGAUGGAUUGGAGACUGUUUCUUCAAGCAAGAAGCUUCCUGUGGAUUCCUGUCAGUGCAGCAGUGAGACAAUCGGGCUGAUUCGGAGGAAAAGAUCGAAAAGAUUGAGGUACAAGAAUACUAAUUCAAGCUGUUCUUUUUCUAGUUUUAGUGUGAAUGAAUCUAAGUAUGUUACUGAAUUCGGGGAAGAAGUAGUAGAGGGGGCUAUUUGUUUGAUGAUCAUAUCUGGUAGUGGAAGCAAUUUGGGUCGAAUUAGUUCGGUGACCGAGUCUUCGGAUAACAAUUCGUUGUCAUUGGAAGUUCAAUCACCAAGUCAAAAGAAUUGGAUCAUGGAAAAUAAGGGUGGUGUUUCUGGUUGUGAUGUUUGUGAUGAUACUGUGAAAUUGGUUGAUUGCAUUUCUGAUUGUAAGAAUGUCUCUGAUGAGAAGAAAGUAUUUGAAUUUAGCGAAAACGGUCCUUGGUUUCUGAGUGAUGAGGAAAAGAAGGUCGAAAUGGAAGACAGGUUCUCCAGGGGUGCAGGUUAUAAGAGGCCUAGACUGGAUGGGGAAACUGCAUUUGGGCUGUGUGAUACUGAAGUGGAAAUGAAGGUGGAUAUUAUCGAGGAAGUAGAAUCGGAUGUAGCUGCAUUCGGAUCAAUGAAGUCAGGUUUGAACAAUAAACCCAUGUUAUAUGCUACUGAAUCUGAAGUCUUUGCUGAUUCCCAGAAGAAAAGAGAGCACAAGUGCAGGAUUUGCAACAAGGUUUUCGGGACGUAUCAGGCACUUGGAGCUCACCAAAGAGUUCACAAAUCGACCAGCAAUAGUUCUGCCGUAAAAAUUGAGGAUCAUGAAGAUAGAAUUCCGAUUGCCAAGCUUGAAUGCAGUGAUAAUUCAGCAGCAGAAGGGGAGACGGAAAGAGUAAUUGAGAAUAAGGGUCACAAGUGCUCCAUCUGCUUGAAGGUGUUUGCAACGGGCCAAGCUUUGGGUGGCCACAAGAGAGUUCAUUUCGGCAAAGACCCCGAGAGAGGUGCACAAGAGUCCAGAGUGCUGAAGCAGCAGAUUUCCAACAUCUGCGAUGCAUUUGAUCUUAGCCGUCCAGUCGAAAAUGGUGAUGUUGAAUUCAAGUCCUGGUGGCUUGGAAAUGAACAUAAGCAAGAGCUGUUGAUGGGUCUGAUGCCCAACUGAGAAGUGAUUCCAUCAAAAGCAGCUUUGGGAGUUUCUAGUGUUAAAGCUUCUGUUUACUGCUUUUGACUAAGGUAGCAGCCCAGGACUUGAAUCUCAGCGAUACAUUUCGGUCCUCAGAAAUGUUACUUUUUUCCCCUUCUUUUUUCCAUUCUUUUGCUUUAAGUCCAUAAAGUUUGAACAGAACACCUCAUCUGGGGACCUUCUUAAAACUUGUUUAAGAUGCCCGUCCAUGUCAUUUGUAAAGUACUUCUAAAAAAAUAUGGGAACCCCUUAUAUUUUGGUUCUA
Messenger RNA from Malus domestica (apple), 2410 nucleotides. RefSeq lists its product as uncharacterized. The record is from RefSeq and is a predicted model, not a curated record. NCBI's taxonomy places the organism in Eukaryota, Viridiplantae, Streptophyta, Magnoliopsida, Rosales, Rosaceae.